UGACUCAAAGUCCCUAUGGGCACUCUGGGUUUCGGAACGACAAAAGCACUUAUUUUAUUUGAAAGCAAUUAAUUUUUGUUGCAUUUGCAUAAAUUCGUUCAAAUAACUUGUUGAGGAGCUUUAUAAAAGAAAGACUCACACUCUCUUCCCCAACUACAGCCAUAGUAGACGUAUUGUAUAAUCGCUACUUUCAUUCUAUUUUCAUUAACCAUGGCAUUCUCACCCGAUCAUUCGGAAAACAAUUCAACAUCAGACCAUGAAUCUGAAAGUGACUUGCCAGUAUUUGAUGUGCAAAAACUCGUGGACGAGCAAAAGAAAGUCCUUUUUCCUAAGCGAAGAACCUCAUUGGAAAAAUUUACAAAGACUCGAAAGCAAUACAGCGAGUUGAUCGAGAUUGCCUUGUUUCAGUUAAAUGAAGUGCGAUCUGGCUCUUCGAGACAGGCUAUAGUCAAGUACAUACUAUCUAAUCAUAACGUCGGCAACAAUCCGGAACGAUAUAUCCGUCAAGCUCUAGUCAAACUCGUGGAACACAAUCGAAUAGAACGUAAAACCGGUGUAGGAGCUACAGGCAGAUUUACUUUGUCGAAGCACGUCCGUGAAGCUAUGCGCAAAGGUCAAAAAACAGCGUCCAAGCAAAAGAAAACUAAACCAAAAGUUUCUGCCAAGAUAGACGAAAAGACCGCCAAAACAAGGGUUAAGACCAAUGUUAAAGUUACAAAAAAUGCUAAGAGUGUUGCGAAUGGCAACGAAGAAAAGAAGAAUGAAAAGUUAGCAAGAAUGAAGAGAAAUCAUCUAAUGAUGAUAAUAAGGAAAACGAGAAAAGUAAAAGCAGCAGCAAUACGAAUAAAAAAAGUGGUACAAGAUACGCAAGCAAAAGAAAACACAAAAGCCAAAGAAGAUAGCGGAACAAUAAAAGGAAAAACAAAAAUGAAAGGUAAAGCAAAAUCAGCAGAAACACAUCGAAAAAGAACGAAAACGUAAGGACAAAAGAAGCGGAAGAAAGAAGAACAACGAAAGCAAAAGCCAAACCUAUCCCAAAAAAUAAUAAUGUGGUAGAUCGUUCCUCAAAAGCAAGAAAUACAAAAAAUCAUGCCAGUAAAAGCACCAAACGUAAAGGGAAAAAAUAAAAUUCACUCGAUGUAAAACUAUAUUUAGAAUAAUGCGUAUAACUUAUGGACAUUUAUUUUAAACUUAUCAACGAUUAGUUAAAGAAAGCAUUGAAAAAUUGUAAGAAUUAAAUUUGUAAAAUACCUUUAGCUCAAAUAAAUCGCUUAAAAAUCACUGUACAUAAAUAAAUUUACAGCAAUAUACUUCUUGAAUAAGUUGAAUUAUACAUGUUCACGAUUGCUCACGGACCAUUCCGAAAAAACCCCGGUGAGCGUCAUAUAGC
Xenia sp. Carnegie-2017 is the source of this 1390-nucleotide messenger RNA. Its product is annotated as histone H1-delta-like. Gene Ontology annotation, molecular function: structural constituent of chromatin; DNA binding. Gene Ontology annotation, cellular component: nucleosome. The record is from RefSeq and is a predicted model, not a curated record. The transcript is spliced from 2 exons. Gene Ontology annotation, biological process: nucleosome assembly. NCBI's taxonomy places the organism in Eukaryota, Metazoa, Cnidaria, Anthozoa, Malacalcyonacea, Xeniidae. The coding region runs from base 211 to 981 and encodes 256 amino acids.